This is a messenger RNA of Chionomys nivalis (European snow vole), 4308 nucleotides long. It is a transcript of the gene Arpp19, whose product is annotated as cAMP regulated phosphoprotein 19. The record is from RefSeq and is a predicted model, not a curated record. Gene Ontology annotation, cellular component: cytoplasm. The coding region runs from base 1 to 480 and encodes 159 amino acids. The transcript has 5 exons. Gene Ontology annotation, molecular function: protein phosphatase inhibitor activity. NCBI's taxonomy places the organism in Eukaryota, Metazoa, Chordata, Mammalia, Rodentia, Cricetidae.
AUGGCUUCUGUCCUGUCUCUGCAAUUAAAGCACUGUACGUUCACGGACGGAAGUGAGGUGAGGCGCGAGCCUCAACCUUUGAGGGAAAGAGGAAGUGCUUGGGCGUCUCAGGGCCGGAGGCGCGGGGAUAGAAGGAGCACCAUGUCCGCGGAAGUCCCCGAGGCAGCGUCGGCGGAGGAGCAGAAGGAAAUGGAAGAUAAAGUAACUAGUCCAGAGAAAGCUGAAGAAGCAAAAUUAAAAGCAAGGUACCCACACUUGGGACAAAAGCCUGGCGGGUCCGAUUUCUUAAGGAAGCGAUUGCAGAAAGGGCAAAAGUAUUUUGAUUCUGGGGAUUACAACAUGGCAAAAGCAAAGAUGAAGAACAAGCAGCUUCCUGCUGCAGCCCCGGAUAAGACAGAGGUCACUGGUGACCACAUUCCCACUCCACAGGACCUUCCUCAGCGGAAACCAUCCCUGGUUGCUAGCAAGCUGGCUGGCUGAUUAAAAGAGCUGAACUGCAUGAGUCUUCUAAUGUCCUUUAUUUCUCCUUACUAUGUUCCUUCCCCACUUUCUGUUUCCUUUCACUCACUCUGUCAUUUGAGACGGACAGCUUUGCAGAUAGUGGUAGUGUGUGCUGCUGUCUUAAGGGAGCAUACAUAUGUAGAGGUUUUGGUUAGUUUACAGUGCACUGAUGCAAAGGACAUGUAACAGCAACUUAAGUAAUUGACAUUAUAAUAAUUGUACAUAUUACCUAGCUGGUGUAGGGCUGGCUCCAACAAGUAGCAAGCAAGUUUUACAGCUUUAAUGUUCUGGUUUUCCUUACUUCCUCGUAAUUACAGCUUUGUAUGUUACUCUUAUUUAAUAGAACCUCUGUUGUAUUGGUUUCUUCUGUAUUUUCCUUUUGAAUUUUGUAAGACAGAAGUUUAAGACCACAAGUUGGAAGACAAGUCACAUAAUUCAAACACAAGUAAAUGGGCGGCAAAAGAUUUGAAUAACUGCUUGGACUUGACGGCCUUAAACCUGCUGUUUCAGCUUUAACAGGAGCAUCUUACCUGGGCGAUAUUUGCCCGUUCUGGUGUGACUUGUGUGACUCCAGUGCUUACCAGCUGUCAUUGAAGCUAGUGCUCUUCCUCGGUUCUGCAGUCUUGAGACAGCUUUCUUUGUUGAAGACGUGAAUGGGUGUGCAUGUGCACUGACUAUUGCAUUCACUUUUGUGCCAUUUUUGUAAAUACAAUAGUUUUGCACAACCUUUUACAAAUGUCUGUAUUAAUUUUACCAUAUUAGAAAGUAGAUAAUGUGCCAACCAGAAGCACAAGACUUCCUACACAAAUCUGCCCACCAUUACUGCUUUUGUAUAAGAAUAGUUUACAAUCUUGAGCUUAUUAGAAUACCAAACUAAAAUCUACUCACCCUGAUACAGAAUUAAGCAUUUUUAUUUGUUACUAAUAUUCAUGACUUUCAGUGGCCUUGUACAAAUAUGAUAUGUUGCUUAGGCAUAUCUUUUGUUCUAUGCAGAACAUUUCAUUUUGACUCUUACAAAAAAUUACAAUUCAUAUAAUUUAUAUAAACUUUCUUAAUGUAGAAACUUUUACUUCCACACUCAACUUUGGGGGAUACUAAAGUUAAAGGCUUGCAUUCUCUGCCUUCUGUAUUCUUCUCAACCCCCAUCUUCGCUCUUUUGCUUCUGUGACUUGUGUUGGGCCGUUCCAUUUAUAUGAGAACAUACAUAUCUAUAUCUUGUCUUUACUUUUUAAACUUGCUUAAAUAAAAGGACUUUUGUGAGGGUUUUUUUGUUAUGCUGAGGAUCAAACCACUGUCUUACAUGUGCUUAGCAAGCACUGUACUAUGGAACUACGCUCUUAUCCCUAAGGGAACUUUAUAAUGAAGCAAGUAGUUGAAAAGAUUGGUCUAGGAAACUGUCAGGAUUAGCUGAAUUCUGGUAAAUAAUUUUAAGUAAUUAGAAUGAACUAGGAGAAUUUGGGCUUAUAACAAUAUUACAGUGAUUUAUGUAGUAGGUAAAACAUUAAAAUUAGGUUUCCCUUAUUCAUGUCAUUUUAAUAAAAUAUCACUUUACUUUUACUUGUGGUUUAUGUGUUAGUGAAAACAGCACACUUUAUUGGGAUACAUUUACUGUUCUUUUACAGCUCUUCCCUUGGGGUGUUGGGGAGGAAUAUUGAGCCGCAGCAGCCUGAGCUGAUACUAUUCUUUCUCUUCAUCUUGGGCUGGGAUGAGACCUAUCCCACUAUGGGAAUACAGGCAUCAUUUUGUAUUGUGGCUACAUUUAUGUACCUGCUUUCCUGUGGUUCCACACUAGUGAUUAGUCCUCCACUCAAUCUGAAGGGCAAAAAAGCAACACACUCCACAUUUUAUGUAAAUGCAUUUGUAAUGAGCAAAUGGACUAUUCUGUAAUAUGUGUAAUUCACCGUAGGAUUGGUAUCUAGUUUUCCCCCCAUGGAUAUUUGCAAGCCCACACCGUUAAGUUCAUUAGAUGCAUCUAAAAUCGCAGUGGCCAUACUCUUUCUUCCUGACUACCAGACUCAGUUUAUGACAAGUGAGUAACACCUGAGUGAGUUUUGAUUUGUAUAAUAGGACACUGAUCUUUAACCUACCUCAAGACUUGAGGAUCUGUGAAAUACUAAGUGCCCCAAAUAAAAUAUCACUAUCAAAAGUAAGUUUCCUCACUGAACCAACCUGCCUUCUAUAAAGUAGCAGUGCUUAAGUAAAAUCUCAGGAUUUUCCAGAAGGAAAGACCUGUUAAGGAUGUGUACGUAUAGCUGCAUAGCUUCCAUUAUUGGUGCUUGAGAGAAGUUUUACAUUUUCCUGUCUUUUGUUCUGCUUCAAAACUUAUUGUAGACAUGUUUGCAGGAUUUUUGGUCAUCAUUUAGUGAAGACUGAUUAAAUGAGCUUAAUUGUCCAUUUGUAUGUCAAAGUUGUGUCUAAGGAACGACUAGUUUUAAUGUUAGAGUAAAAUUGAAGUUGAUAAAAAUACUAAAGGCAAACUGGCUAAAGUCUAUUUUGUUCAGUACCUCCUCUAAGAAAUACCUUGAAGGCUACAUCUGACUAAUAGCUGCAGCUCGUGUCUAUUGGAAUAGCGUUGGGUUAUAUUGAGGGGCAUUUUGUAAUCUACAAGUUGUUAGAUAAUUUUGUACUGCUGACUUGGAAACAUGUCCAAACUGUUUAAAGCAGUCAUGGCAAGGCCUCCUCUUGUUAUUAUUCCACAGUUAGAAUUAGUUGCUCUUUUUACUUGAUGUGCCCAAAGUAUACCUCUGAGUAUUUAUUGGAAGUCAUUAGUAAGUAAGACUUGUUUUUUUGUUUUUUAAUCUUGUUUUGUUUUUGGUUUUGAGACAUGGUUUCUCUGUAGCUUUAGAGCCUGUCCUGGAACUAGCUCUUGUAGACCAGGCUGGCCUCAAACUUAGAGAUCCACCUGUCUCUAUCUCCCAAGUGCUGAGAUUAAAGGCGUCCCCAUCACUGCCCAGUAAGACUUGUAUUCUUAAUAUGUCACUGUCUUACCAAAGCUGAACUAUCAACCCAAACUCUGCUCUAAACUUAGUAUUUGGUGGUCAAACACAGGUAUCUUGUGGGAAGAGCAGUCCUGAUCAAGGCUUUGUCAAACUCACUACGUACGUUGUAACCCAUUUCUGUUCAUCCUUGAAGCCCACUGUAAGCACUUAACAUUUUCCCUUUUUUUUUUUUUUUUUUUUUGAUUUUUCGAGACGGUUUCUCUGUAGCUUUGGAGCCUGUCCUGGAACUAGCUCUUGUAGACCAGGUUGGCCUCGAACUCAGAGAUCUGCCUGCCUCUGCCUCCCAAGUGCUGGGAUUAAAGGCAUGCGCCACCACUCAGCACACUUAACAUUUUCUAAAGCACUAUCUUGAUCUCACUUGGCAUGUACUGCCAGUCUUACCCGGGUCUCUUUCUCCAACUUUUCAUACAACUUUUAGAAAUUAGGAUCAAAGAAACUUAUAGUAUUUCAUGAAUUGAUGACAACAGGAUACUCUUACUAGUUCCAGCUUUCUAAGUAGGUAGACCCAUAGGUUUCAAUUCUAUAAAUCACUGGUGGUGGUGAACCCAUCCAUGUAUGUUUCUGUGAUAUUUGUCAACUAAAUAGCAGUAGAAAUCUAACUCCUUUAUGCCCUCAAAUCUGUCACUGCAUCUCUGCCAUUUGAUAUGCAAUAGGACACUGCCUGUUUGCAAAGGACCAACACAAUUGCCUUUUCUUGUUAAGGAUGCUUGUAGAUUUGGUGGCUAAUGCUGGUUUGUCAAAUAGCCCUUCUAAACUUAUACUUGUAAAAUAUACCCAAAAUAAAUGGAUCUACCUAAUUUUUAUUGAU